Molecule: messenger RNA, 1308 nt
Organism: Trematosphaeria pertusa
Lineage: Eukaryota; Fungi; Ascomycota; Dothideomycetes; Pleosporales; Trematosphaeriaceae
Product: subtilisin-like protein
Exons: 4
Coding region: 1-1227 (408 amino acids)
Biological process (GO): proteolysis
Molecular function (GO): serine-type endopeptidase activity
Source: RefSeq, a predicted model, not a curated record
AUGCAGUUCCUCACUCGAUUCCUCGCUCUCGCAGCGGCCGCGGUGCCGUUCCUGGCUCAGGCUGCUCCGGUGUCCACCGCCGUGGCUGGCCAAGUGAUUCCUGGAAAAUGGAUCAUUCAACUGACACCGGAAGCUGAUAUUGCGACUAUCGCGGCCCACAAGGUCAAGGUCCGCGAGAUUCACGCCCGCAAUAUUGCACGACGUGAUAUUGCGGACGAAGAGACUGGGGGAAUCGAGCGCGAGUUUGGAUUCGGUGAUUUCAAAGCCUAUUCCGGCUCUUUCGAUGCGGCUACCAUCGAAGAACUGAAGGCCAUGCCUGAGGUUCUUAAUGUUGAGAUGGACACUAUCAUGACGACUCUCGGGCUUGUGACGGAAAGCGCUGCUCCAUGGGGUCUCGCAAGUAUUUCCUCCCGCCAGAAGGGCGCAGUCGACUACGUCUACGACGAGAGCGGCGGACAGGGCAUGUUCAACUAUCUCGUGGAUACCGGUGUCCGCAUCACCCACAAAGAAUUCAGUGGUGGCCGUGCGGUCUGGGGCUACAAUGCGGUGAAUAACCAGAACACGGACAACGCAGGUCACGGCACUCACGUCGCUGGAACAAUGGUCGGUUCCACGUACGGCGUGGCCAAGAAGGCCACUGUCGUCGCCGUCAAGAUCUUCGAGGGCAGCUCGGGCUCCAGCUCUACCGUGAUUAGUGGCUUCAACUGGGCCGUCAACGACAUUGUCGCUAAGAACCGUACGAACAACGCAGUGAUCAACAUGUCUCUCGGAGGCGCAGCUUCAGCAACCUGGGACGCCGCCGUCACUGCCGCAUGGAACCAGGGCGUCCUCGCUGUUGUCGCUGCCGGCAACGAGAAUCGGGACGCUUCCUUGGUGUCUCCUGCUCGCUCGCCCGAAACCAUCUGCGUGGGCAACAUUCAGUCGGAUGACGUGAGACGUCAGGGCUCCACGGGCUCUAACUACGGCUCCGCUGUCGAUAUUUUCGCCCCCGGAACAAGCAUCCUCUCCUCGUACUACACUUCAGACAGUGCGACCACGAGCAUGACCGGAACAUCAAUGGCCUCCCCGCACGUCGCAGGCCUCGUUUCAUACAUUCGCGGCCUCGAAGGCCCCAUGAGUGCUGCGGACGUGAAGAAGCGCGUCUAUGAGUUGGCUACUCCUGGACGUGUUCAGGAUCCGAAGGGAUCGGCGAACCUGUUGGCGUACAAUGGUAAUGCCAAACAGUGAGUGCGCCGAAGAGUAAUGAAGGCUACAUGAGAGUUGUUAUGAAUUUGUACACGGCCUCUUAGAUGCUUAAUCUCACGCAAC